UGUGUACUUUGAACAUAUUAUGUGACAGUUUUUAAUUAAAAUAAGUGAAUAAAACGAUGUUAUAAUUUAAUAAAGAUAAUGUACGUUGACAUUUGUGAAGUGAAGUGUCAUAGAUUAAAUAAACAGAAGUGGUAAAAAAAUUAUAAUCUGUAAUGCAAGUGAAAUACAACGUGUGUUUGAAGAUGCAGUGGGAAGGAGGGGGGGAGAAUACGACGAUCUGAUUGGCUGCUUGAUUAUGACGUCAGAGUAGUUGUCAAAAAAACCGCAACCAUGGAUAAGAUGUCGGCAGCAGGUUCAGCGGUGGCGAUGAUAGGAGCCAACCUUCGUUUUGGCUCCGCGGGCGCCACCAACGCAUCCAUAGUUAACAACACGCGGUUAUGCCCACCAGGGGGAGCUGCGAGCGCUGCAGCACUUCUAGCGCUGUCAAGCCUUGGCAUGUCAGCGAAUAUCGCGCUGAUGGCGGUUAUUUUGAGCAAGAAACAAUUGCGACGAUGGUCUCAUGGUCUACUCUUCCAUCAAGCGGUGGUGGACUGCGCCCGCGCAGCCAUCCUGCUACCACUCGGCAUAGCUGUGUUUCGAUGUCAGCCUGUUUAUAAGUGCUCGCUUGUGGAAACCGCUUUUCUGUUAUUGGUAACGGUAUCAACGGUAAACAUGCUGACAACAGUGCUGAAUGACAGUCCAAUUUUCCCGGAGAAUGAGGAGGAACAGGCCGAUUUAUCCGCACCAUUGCUUAUGGACAGCCCUCAGUGCGUGCUUUUCGGAACGUUCAUGAUAUGGUUUGCAUCAAUAACCAUCAAUUUAGGGCCCACGUUUCUCUCUGGGGCCCUGGCCGCCAGCGCCGGCUCCUACAGUUCGUACGGGCCCUCGCCUUCGUGUCCGCUAGUUAGGGGCCCCUUCAGGCAUUAUGUACUCAACGCUCUAUGGAUAGGUGUUAACGCUGUGUGCGUAGGUCUCACCCUGUUUCACUUGAAGAAAUUACACCGUGAUCUCACUAAGGCUAACGUAGAGGCAGUUCGCGUAGCUGGUCUAGUGACCACGCUAGUCAGCAUGGCUGGAGACAACCGCCGGAUGGAUUCUCUACCUAACAGCGUUGGACCAAGGACAGUAGAUGGUACACUAGCUGACGGGCAGUGUCGGAGCGCGAACCUGCCUCUGGGUGGUGGUCGACGCCUGCGGGGGUACCUCGCCAGGGUGGAGCGGGAGGGGGUGCGCCGAGUGCGAAUGUUCCUGGUGAUUACGGCCGCGUAUGUGCUGUUCUGGGGACCACUGUUUAUCAUCACGCUGCUUCAUCACCCGGCUCUGACGUCACAUGUGGCGUAUGAACUCUACUUCCAAAUCACGCUUCACAUUUCGUACGUGCACGCGGCGGUGAACCCGCUCCUGUUCAUGGCUCUGCACCGAGCGCUGCGCCGCGCCGCUCUGCAGCUGUGUUGUGGAUGCUGCGUUCAUUGGAGCCAGUUUGUUCUCGCGCUCACUGCUGCCGCACAAUCCCCGCUCGCUCCAUCGUCGUUCUCACCAGCGGCCGCGUCCCCCGAGCCGCCCCCCGCGCCCCCACCCCCACUGGCGCCCCCCGCGCCCCCCGCACCGCACCCACACACGAUGAUGAGUUGGGAAGUUGAGGAGUGUGAUGCUGAGAGUAUCUCGAGUGCGCGUGUACAGGGAGACGAGGAUAUGAUGGAGUGGAACGGCAACGUGCGCCGUCCGCGGUCUCCGAGCCCCCUCCUCCCCGCGAUCUGAGCGCACACGCCGCUACGAGUGGACAUUAGUUGUAGUGUGCGUUAGGUUACACGGUUAUCGCGUAGUGAGUAUUGUGCGUUCACCUAUCAUGAGGAUUAGACUUUCUAUACGGAGGAUGAGACUUUCUAAAUCGAGGAUGAUACUUUCUAUCCCGAGGAUGAGACUUUCUAUCCCGAGGAUUAAACUUUCUAUCUCGCGGAUUAGACGUUGUAGUGUUGCACUUGUAGGUUCAUUGAUGUCGUGUAAAGAUUUAAUUAUCUUGUUAAGUUUUGUUUUAAAUUAAUGUUUAUCAGUACUGUAUUUUAUUAUAAUAAUUUGAAAAUAUGU
Molecule: messenger RNA, 2064 nt
Organism: Colias croceus (clouded yellow)
Lineage: Eukaryota; Metazoa; Arthropoda; Insecta; Lepidoptera; Pieridae
Exons: 10
Coding region: 271-1737 (488 amino acids)
Biological process (GO): G protein-coupled receptor signaling pathway
Cellular component (GO): membrane
Molecular function (GO): G protein-coupled receptor activity; peptide binding
Source: RefSeq, a predicted model, not a curated record